This is a messenger RNA of Kalmanozyma brasiliensis GHG001, 870 nucleotides long. Its product is annotated as Ribosomal protein L6, alpha-beta domain protein. Gene Ontology annotation, cellular component: mitochondrial large ribosomal subunit; ribosome. Bases 1 to 870 code for a protein of 289 amino acids. Gene Ontology annotation, biological process: translation. Gene Ontology annotation, molecular function: structural constituent of ribosome; rRNA binding. The transcript has a single exon. Lineage: Eukaryota; Fungi; Basidiomycota; Ustilaginomycetes; Ustilaginales. The record is from RefSeq and is a predicted model, not a curated record.
AUGGUCGCAGCACCAGCAACAGCGUCGACCUCACGUCUCACACGUCAACUUGGCGGCCUUCUCCUCUCCUCCUCAUCCUCCGCCUCGUCCUCCUCACGGAUCGCCCUGCCCGCCCUUGCCUCGGCCUCCCUCGGCAGCAUCCGUCACUCGCACGUCGGUUCCGCACCACUCGAUCUUCCUCCCUCAACAUCCAUCCAGAUCUUGCCCUAUCCACCGCACCCGAAUCCAUCGCGACCUUUGCUGCCCUCCCUUCGCCGCGCGCGCUCGGUCCUCGUCCAGGGUCCCAAGGGUGAAGUGCUCAUCCCUCUGCACGAGUGUAUCAACCUCUCUGACGCCGAAUCCCGAAUCUCACUCAGCAUCAAGGACGAUUCGAACAAGAAGCAGCGCGGAACAUGGGGUCUCACGCGGUCGUUGCUCAACAAUGCACUGCAGGGUGUGUCCGAGGGGCACACGGUGAGCCUCAAGCUGGUCGGUGUCGGAUACAGGGCAAGCGUCGAACCCGACCCGCUACCGAGGAGGAGCAAGUUGGAUAUCGCACUGAGCGGGGAAAAGUCGUUCUUCGUGUCCGAGGCUGCGAAGCAGGCAGAGAUCGAGAGGGAACAGAGGGCAAAAGACAGCGCGGAAAAACAGGGCGCGGUGAGGUUGCAUAUCCGACUCGGAUACUCUCAUCCAGUGCUGCUGCCGGUUCCGCAUGGCAUCAGCGUGCUCGUUCCACAGCCGAAUCGGAUCGUGCUCAAGGGUGCGGACAGGGAGCAACUGGGUCUGUUCGCAAGCCAGAUCAGGAGCUGGAGGAAGCCAGAGCCGUAUAAAGGCAAGGGCAUCUUUGUGGAUGGUGAGACGAUUCGUUUGAAGACGGCCAAGAAGAAGUAG